UAUGUGAAAUAACAACUCGGCCAGCUCUAUUUUUCUCACUUGUUUAAGGUUGUUUUCGAAAUCUAAAAAUGAUCCAAAAUGUUUGAAAUUAUAAGUCUCAUAACAUGUUAGAAUGGAAUUACGUAUUCAGCCCGUUGGAAGUCAACAGCAUGUCCCAGUUCCUAAUAUUCGUUUUUACAGAAAUGAAGAUCAUGUACUACAAGAAUUACAUGGAGGUUAUCAUCUAGGAAAGUGGCGUGAUUGCAUCGUUGGAGUACUUGACCUCAAUGGUAUUCUUCGUCAAAUAUAUGAUUCUGAGCGGAAAGAGGUUAUGGUAGACCCUAAUAUGAAUAUUAUUCGACUAACCAAAUUUCAAAUUCGGCAACUACCUUAUGGUCGUCGCCUUCCUCAACGUAUGGUUGUUGUGGCGGAUUUUGAAUACAAUUUCCAUUAA
Messenger RNA from Belonocnema kinseyi, 433 nucleotides. RefSeq lists its product as uncharacterized. Lineage: Eukaryota; Metazoa; Arthropoda; Insecta; Hymenoptera; Cynipidae. The record is from RefSeq and is a predicted model, not a curated record. The transcript is spliced from 2 exons. Bases 113 to 433 code for a protein of 106 amino acids.